Molecule: messenger RNA, 2169 nt
Organism: Talaromyces proteolyticus
Lineage: Eukaryota; Fungi; Ascomycota; Eurotiomycetes; Eurotiales; Trichocomaceae
Exons: 4
Coding region: 1-2169 (722 amino acids)
Biological process (GO): DNA-templated transcription; regulation of DNA-templated transcription
Cellular component (GO): nucleus
Molecular function (GO): DNA-binding transcription factor activity, RNA polymerase II-specific; zinc ion binding; DNA binding
Source: RefSeq, a predicted model, not a curated record
AUGGCUACAAGGCGACGCAAUGGUUUGCUCUCCUCGUGCGAGCCUUGCCGACAGUCCAAACUCCGCUGUGAUCACUUGAUUCCAGUAUGCGGACGAUGCAUCGAGACACAGAAAUCCCACAAGUGCUUCUACCACCCCGCACCGUUAACCCGACCUAAAAAAACAGAGGGAUCAGCUUCGGCCCAAUCAGGGAAUGGGAAGAGGGGACAAGCCGUUUUGAAAGAGAAGGCCAAACGGACAACCAAUUUGCUGCAGUUGUAUCGAGUUUCUGUACUGGAGGCUCCGAGCCCGGCCAGAGAGCAUGAGGAAGACUGUAGUGCUUCGACCAAUCGCAGUCGACAUGGUAGAGUUCCUGUCUCUAUCACCGGCUACCUUGGGGCUUCUAGCUGCUUAGCAGCAUUUGAAGAGCCCGACCAAAGCUAUUUCUCCGAUGCCAAUUCCUGUAUGGAACCGGAUGUUCCUUCUGUGUUACCAGAUCAAAUUAGAGCUGGGGCUAGGAUCUUAGGUUUGCUAGAAGAUUUACCCCUGUAUGACGUCUUGUUGAAUUAUCGAUAUUCGACGUGUAGGCCUUGGGUAUUUGGCCAAAGAUUAUCGACCGAGAUAAUCGGAUCGCUCUACGCCUUGCGUGAGGAGAUUUUUCACUCUACAAACCAGACCAAGUCUUUGAAGAAAAGACUGUUUACUUUUUCUCGAAGAUUGUUUCGUAACAUCUCAGAGCCUAUCAAGACAGAUAGAAUUACGAUGCCAUCUCAAUACUUUUCUUCAAUUGCUAUGAGAUGGGAAACUAUUGGACUGAUGUUUGCAUGGGUGGCUCUUUCAAUGACCAUAAUUCCUGAUAAUCAUGAAAAAUUGCGAAUUGAUAACGAUGGACGAAUGGUGGUUGCGAAAUACGAACUGAGAGAUCUUGCAGUUGAAGUAGUUGAAACUUGCCUGAGUUUCUGUGAUGACGCCGGUACCAUGUCUGAUCCGUUGACAUGGCUACUGCUCCAGCACACGAUAUUACUUUCUGAUAUUUAUGGCGAGACCGAUUUCAAGCCAUGGCGGAAACUAGGCGACUUGUCAAACAUUAUUUUUGCUCUAGGCUUGCACCAGCCUGAAAAUCGCGAUGUCUCCAGCAUCCCAUUUUUUCUAUCCGAGCUCCGCAAACGUAUCAUGGUUGCUGCAUAUUCAUUGGAUAAACAGCUUGCGACACUUCUGGGUCGACCUCCACGGAUAGCAUGGCAAUAUUGUAGUAUACAGUAUCCUCUCGAUCUCUCUUACGAUGAGUUGUUUGCCGCUUCACUAAGUAAAGAGCAAGAAAAACAAAUUCUAAGUGGCCUUGGUCCCGAUGGCUGGAACAUCAAAGGACGGAUUACCUCGGGUUCUCGGGGUAGAUUUCAUCUUAUGAUUUCAAAGAUACGGGAAAAGGUACUCGCGGUAUCGCUAUCUCCGCAUUCAGAUGAUGGUGCUCAAAAAUUACUGGAAACAUGGAUUGAACAUGAGCAGAUGUGCUCGAGUCUUCCGCCAGCUCUAACUAUUCAAAAGUUCCUGUUUGAAGAAAACAUUCUAAUAGAUAUUGAUACAAAUAUGGAGUCGCUAGCCAACUUGCAGCUUGAAUUUCUCAACAAUGACUUGAUGAUCAAUCGGCAACUCGUUAAACAAGCUGGCAGUAAUGGAAACAGAGCAGCUCUUGUGAAAGUUGCAAGAGAAAUGUUAAGUAAAUUGUUAAUCGUUAUUUCUCAUGCUACCUCUGAGCGCGGGUACUCCAACUCGAUAUGGAAUCUUCGUUACCUUGGUCUGCCAUGCGCUGGUGUUCUUGCAUUAGAACUCCUUCAACCGUCGAAGACAUACGCACUGGACGAAGAACCGUUCCCUCGUUCCGAAAUCCUAGAAAAUCUAAGAACAUUUGCCUCCCAUCUGGAGAAGUCCCUUGUUAUCAAAGACAGGAAACACCUGAUUACUCGGAGAGGACUAAGCGCCAUCCGUAAUGUCCUCAAUCGUGCCCUAUCUCCUGUCGAAGGUCCUUCAACUCUGUUACAUGCCCAUCCAGUCGAUCAAGGUGUGACAAUGGAAGCAAAGACAUCUUUUCUACAGCCGGCUCCCUUCGAUAGUCAUGAUGUUAACUUCAUGAUGGUCGAAUUGGACAGUAUUGACUGGAUUCAAGAGUCAAUCCUCCUAAAUUGCACUUAG